Molecule: messenger RNA, 3724 nt
Organism: Anopheles coustani
Lineage: Eukaryota; Metazoa; Arthropoda; Insecta; Diptera; Culicidae
Product: putative mediator of RNA polymerase II transcription subunit 26
Exons: 3
Coding region: 946-3051 (701 amino acids)
Biological process (GO): anatomical structure morphogenesis; cell differentiation; positive regulation of transcription by RNA polymerase II
Molecular function (GO): DNA-binding transcription factor activity, RNA polymerase II-specific; RNA polymerase II cis-regulatory region sequence-specific DNA binding
Source: RefSeq, a predicted model, not a curated record
ACUGUUGUUUUUUGUUUUUCUUUGCGUCUAGUGGUUUUAUAAGUAGAAGCAGCAGCAUCAACCAGCAGCAGCCAAAGGAAAACCGUCCCGGUGUUUCGGAUCCUUCGCGCACGCAUAGCAGAAAAGGACACGGCGGAAGCAACGAAACGGAUUGCGUUUCGUCAAACGCAGUGCACAAGCAGAAGCCAUCACAAAAUGACGCGAGUGUGACACAAGUCCAACAAACAGUUCUAUCGUUCGUGUAUUUCCGUGCGUUACGUUGCCAACUUUUGUGUUAAAGCAACAACGAAUUUUUUGAAGCUAGAAAAAAGAGGAGAGAAGAAAAAAAAACUUGGUUUCAUUCUCCCGGAAGCGGCGAAAAAACGCUCAGGUGACGUCGCAUUAUCAAUGAGUGAUGAAAAGAAGAUUAACUUCGGGCGAAGAAAUGAAAACGACUCAUUCGAUGGAGGCCAGUGUUCUUAGUGUGCGCCAAGGAGUGUGAAGGUGGCUCAGAAUCGAGAAGAAGAAGAAAAAAAAAAUAGAAGUGAUAAAACGUGUGCAAUUAAGAAGGGUGGAAAAAAGCCAACCAGCAGCAAAAGAAAAGCCAGUGCCCAAAGGGGAAAAAUAAUACGAAAGAUGCGCUAACAUCAUUCCGAGCAUUGAUUACAGAAAAAAAGGUACAUCCGCGAAAGUGCUUACGGCGUGUUAAGGAAAGAAAGCUAGGCGAAAAGGGAAUCCUCUGUGAGUUGAGCGUCCUCUUCUGGAGUGGUUCUGGAAGAAGAAGGAAAGUGUCGUAAAGGUUUAGAUUUCGGUUCGCCCCGUUUGAAGAAGGAGCUGCAAGGCAGGGAAAACGCGGCCAAGGCGGAAGUUGAGCGAGGCGGAGAAAAGCGCGGCCCAGUGUCCUCGGUUCGGUGCAAGUGUGCAGGAGAAGAAGUGAGGUGGUGCCGGGUGAUUGGGGGCGCAGUGAUGAUCCCGCAACACAAUCAGGUGAUCAGUCCGUUGUCGCACAGCGAGAUGGAUACGAUGGGGGCGCAGCAGCAGUUCGCGACGCCGCCCGUCUUCGGCUCCCAGAUGGUGGAUAAGAACUCCAGCACGCCCUACACCGAUGCAACGCAGACGAAAAAACACAGUCCCGGACACAUCAAGCGGCCGAUGAACCCGUUCAUGGUGUGGAGCCAGAUCGAGCGGCGCAAGAUCUGCGAGGUGACGCCCGACAUGCACAACGCGGUCAUCUCCAAGAACCUUGGUCAGCGCUGGAAGAUGCUGAGCGCGGCCGAACGGCAGCCGUUCAUCGACGAGGCGGAACGCUUGCGUCAGCUACACACGCGCGAGUAUCCGAACUACAAGUACCGUCCAAAGAAGAAGCAGGUAAAGGGAACGUCUCACAAGACCGUCGCAGCCGGAUCGGGUUCGCCUUCGCCCGCGUCGUCCUCCUCCGCCUGCACCGGGUCGCCCGAGUCGGCCUCGUCGCGGGAUAGCUGCGGAUCCUCAUCCUCAUCGUCCUCGUCGUCCGCAUCGUCCCUGUCCUCGCAGUCGCCCCUGGCGGCGGCCACCCCGACCGGUAAGUCGGCGACGGGCGGAGCGUCCACCAAGCGCAACCGAACCGCCAGCGGGAAGGUCUCCAAGGGAGGCAGCUACACCGGCACGACGAACCUGAAGUCCAAGAAGCAGGUCAUCAUCCACGAGGUUGGCCAGCCGACGAUGGCGGCGGUCGCAACGGCCGCCACGGUGACGACGCUGGCCGCUCAGCCGGACUGCUACUCGCUGGCCACCCCGAAGCUGCUGCCCAACUCGCCCGAGAGUGCCACGCUGUACGACGAAAACUCGCUGAUCUCACCCGAACCCCCGUUCGGGGCCUUCUCCGACGGUACGCCCAUCUUCACCGAGCUGCACAUGUUCGAGGUGGACGACAGCAAGGACUUCGACCACGACGGAAAGGCGUUCCUGUUCGCGAACGGUGCCGGCGGGCUGACCGACGGCUCGGCCGCCAGUAACAAUAGCAACAACACCACCUCCACCAGCAGCCCGAAUGACGGCAUUCGGCUCGGGCAUGUGUCCGCGACCUGCAACAGUCCGCUCCCGCAACACCAGACCCAUCACCCUCAAAGCAAUCACAACAACAAUAACAACAACAGUCUUCAGAUCAACAACAAUAACCUCCAGCAGCAGCAGCACCACCAACUCACCUCCGAGGACAAGCUGUUCGAGUGCCAGCAGCAGCAUCAACUGUCCCCUCAGCAGUCCAUCUGCUACUCGGACACCGAUGGAGAUUGCGUGAAGUCGGAAAAGUACUACGAUGACGACGACUGCCAGAGUGACCGAUUCGGGGGCAUCCUCGAUGGGGAUAGCUGCCUUGACGCGGUGUCCGGUAUUAACCGAAUAGAUGAAUCACUGGAUCUGGGUGUUUCGACUGGGGUGUCCAACGGAGCCGGUGCUGCAACGUCCUGCUUUGACGAGAUGACGUCAUACAAUGGGCACUUUACGCUAACCGACCAGAGUCAGCAACAGCAGCAGCAGCAAUCAGCCCAACAGCAACAGCAGCAGCAACAGAUGCAGGUGCAGCAACACAGUCAGCACCACCAGCAGCAGCAGCAACAGCAUGGUACACUGGCGAGCUUUAACGAAAUCACCAACGGCCAGCAAUGCCACCAGCUCCUGCAGCCGUUCCAGUACUCGACCAACCAGCAGCCCCUGCACGCCAGCAGCCUCCGACAGCUCCCCCAGGGCCAUCAGCAACAUCACCAGCAGCAACAGCAGCAGGUCGAGCAGCACCUGAUGCAACAGCAGUGCCUGGUCGGAUCGCCAGCUUCGGUGUUCGCCAACUGUCAGCCGUCGCCGGUGGACGGGUUCGCUUCCGGGUCGGUCGUGCUGGACUGCAACAUGGACUACAACAGCAAAACGGACGACAGCCUGCCCAUCCUGGACGGCAUGCUCAGUACGCCCGCCAUGGAAGGGCUCGGCUUCGAGGCGAUGGAGACGGCGUCCUCGUCCAGCGGCUCGCACCUGGAGUUCAUCACCAGCGACAACAGUAUCUUCCUGACCGACCCGCACUACAUCGAGUUCCGCGUCUAAUUACGGUGCAAGAAACGGUGAGCGAAACCAACCUCCCACUACCAUCACCACUCCCUUUUUUUGUCAAACCAAUAGACACAAAUCGUCUCCAAAUCCCCGCAAUCCUCAACAGAAAUGGGGGAUGGGAAAACAAAUGUCGUAGUUCAUGUUUGCCGAAAUCAUAAGAAGCAAAUGGGGACGAAACGACAAAACAACAAAAAGAAAGAGCGACAGGAUAGGGUGUUUUCGGGAACUAGAAACAAAAGCGAAAGGCGAGAGCCAAAAUGGCAAUGGAAAUUGAAAGGAAAACGUUGGAGAAACAUUAAGAAAAUUAAGUGCUUUAUCAAGUGAAGGAGCGUGUGUGUGAAUCAAAUCUAUAUAAAUAUAUAUAUAUACAUUUACUCAUAAGGAAAAGGAAAGUGUGCGACAGAGUGAACGAGCGAGAGAAGAAAACAAAACAGAGUGAGAGUGAUUGCGAAAAGUGCGUGCACGCGGUACUGACUGUAUGAGUUUGUGUAUGGAUAAAAUAAAGUACGGUAAGAAUAUAACUAAAGAUAGAUAGAUAUAGCGAGGGAAACAGUCAGCACUCGAUAGUAGGUGGGGUGAAAAGAAAAUAAAAAAACAGUAAAAAGCAACCAGAAAAUUGAAGAAGGAAAAACGAAACCAGCAAAGGAAGUUAGAUGCAGUGGAACAG